AUGGGUGACCAGGAAGUUGCAGCUCUUGUGGUGGACAACGGCAGCGGCAUGUGCAAGGCUGGCUUCGCGGGCGAUGACGCGCCCCGCGCAGUGUUCCCAUCCAUUGUUGGGCGGCCCAAGAUGCCCGGCAUCAUGGUGGGCAUGGAUCAGAAGGACACCUAUGUGGGAGAUGAAGCACAAUCCAAGCGAGGUGUGCUCACCCUGAAGUACCCAAUUGAGCAUGGCAUCGUGACAAACUGGGAUGAUAUGGAGAAGAUCUGGCAUCAUACGUUCUACAACGAGCUGCGCGUUGCUCCGGAAGAGCAUCCUGUCCUUCUGACAGAGGCACCGCUGAAUCCAAAGGCCAACCGAGAGCGCAUGACCCAAAUCAUGUUUGAGACCUUCAACGUCCCUGCGAUGUAUGUUGCCAUCCAGGCGGUGCUGUCCUUGUACUCUUCUGGCCGUACUACAGGCAUUGUGAUGGACAGCGGCGAUGGUGUCAGCCACACGGUGCCCAUCUAUGAGGGCUAUGCGCUGCCGCACGCUAUUCUGCGAUUGGACUUGGCUGGCCGCGACCUGACGGAGUAUCUGAUGAAGAUCCUGACAGAGCGUGGCUAUGCGUUCACCACCACGGCGGAGCGCGAGAUCGUGCGAGAUGUGAAGGAGAAGCUUUGCUACAUCGCCCUGGACUUCGACAGUGAGAUGAAGGCGGCUUCUGAGUCUAGCGACAAGGAGAAGACGUAUGAGCUGCCAGAUGGCAACAUCAUCACCGUGGGAAGCGAGCGAUUCCGCUGCCCUGAGGUGCUUUUCCAGCCCAGCUUUGUGGGCAAGGAGGCCAGCGGCAUUCACGACACCACCUUCCAAUCCAUCAUGAAAUGCGAUGUUGAUAUCAGAAAGGACCUGUACGCCAACAUUGUGCUGUCAGGCGGCACGACCAUGUUUCUGGGCGUGGGUGAACGCAUGACCAAGGAGUUGACUGCGCUAGCGCCUUCCACUAUGAAGAUCAAGGUCGUGGCACCGCCUGAGCGCAAGUACAGCGUUUGGAUUGGUGGCUCCAUUCUGUCCUCUCUGAGCACGUUCCAGCAGAUGUGGAUCUCUAAGGGCGAGUACGAUGAGAGCGGCCCCACGAUUGUUCAUCGCAAGUGCUUCUAG
Molecule: messenger RNA, 1131 nt
Organism: Effrenium voratum
Lineage: Eukaryota; Dinophyceae; Suessiales; Symbiodiniaceae
Source: the annotation of a GenBank genome assembly